This is a messenger RNA of Punctularia strigosozonata HHB-11173 SS5, 2586 nucleotides long. RefSeq lists its product as uncharacterized. Bases 1 to 2586 code for a protein of 861 amino acids. Lineage: Eukaryota; Fungi; Basidiomycota; Agaricomycetes; Corticiales; Punctulariaceae. The record is from RefSeq and is a predicted model, not a curated record. The transcript is spliced from 8 exons.
AUGUCGGGCCCGCUGAACAGACACGAGUCGCGCAAACCCAUCGGAUACCCACCGUCGUGGCGUGCGUUAGCAGAUCUGCCGUUCACGGUGGACGCCGCGCGCAAGGACCACGAGGCCGCCAACUCAGGGGAUAUCGCAAAGUAUGCAAUGAUAGAAGCGCUGCAGGACAUGCGCCGCUUCUACCCGGGUGAGCAGCAAACGGAGGCUCUGUGGUGGCUUUCGACGAGGGCCGGCAAACUCGGGAAGCUACCAGAAGAUAUGGCCGCUCUGGAGACGGAGCGAAGACGAUGGCAAGAUGUGAAAAAAUUAGCAAAGCGUCACGUAGCCGAUCUGCGUUUGAUCCCCGACUCCGUGUUCUCCGCGACCGAGGAAUGUCCUGGACCGUCAGAAGACCUGGUGAGGACCUAUGCUGAGGCUCAAGCGCAAGUGCGUCGUGCCAGAAAGCGCGGCCGAAAGUUCCGUGGGCCGUCGGAUGAAGCCCCGCACAAGUCUCAGAAAGACGAGGGGGAGGACGAAGUAGCGCGUGCACCGAUUCAGCAGGAUAUCGCGAACUCUUCGCGCAUCGAACGUGUGCGAACGCCGGAGGAGCCCACCGCUCCAAACGUGGUGGAGCAUAUGCCGGCGGAUCGCAAACGUGUUGAGCCUCUGUUCCUUCCAGAUGAUGAGCAGGAGUCCGACACACCGGAACCGGAGGUCAUCGUCAUAUCGGACGAUGACGACGUAGAGGUUAUCGACCCACCCCGCCUUGUUCCUUCACGCAGCGGCACCGGCGUGGGCGCCCUAGCGCAGACCCAGGAUGCACUGCCGCUGGAGAAGAAGAAGGAUACCUCUGUGAACCCGCGCGGUUCUCCGGCGCGGUCCAUCAUCGAUCUGUGCGAGGAAGAGGACCAUAACAUGAUCGUGGACGAUUCUGCUCGCUCCACAAGCAAUUAUGCAGACCGCUCUAAGCCGGUCGAGGACUCCUUGAGCCAACACCAGGGCGCUCCUGCCGAGCGGCUGACCAGCCCUGGUGAUCCCGACGUCGAGAUGGCCGCCCCCGAGACGGAACAAGCAGAGGACCUGGAGCCCGAUGCCCAGUCAGAGCCGGCGCUAUCUCCGCUCCAGCUGGCGAGGCAGCGUCAGUUUGCUUUAUUGCAGGAGCUGGCUAGCCUCAAACCAUCAAAGGAUUACCCAUUGCCUGAUCCCAUCUUUCCGCCCCCCGAACGACCCUACCUCUUUGUGGUAGAGGAGGAUUGUUACUACUUCCCGUUCAAGCCAGGCGUCCGGUCGAAGUCCGUUGAAUGGAGACAGAAACUGCUGCAGACGGUGGACGUGCGAUGCAAAAUCAAGAGCGAGGCUGCCGAUCUCUUCGACGCCCACACGUAUAACACGGACACGUACCUUGGCAUUUUCAUGGACGUUCCUAUAUAUGAGGUCCUCGUCUUCAUCAACGCGGUGAUGCCCCUUUCGGAUGACGAGGGUGGUCCCCCCACCAGUCCUCGGAACCCACCUUACGCCCAGCUCCAACUCUUAAUAUUAUACUAUUUCCUUUUCCCGGACCUCUUCGAGAGAUUCAAGGCCGGGCUGAUGGCAAGGGAAGAGCGCAGAAGACCCAAGCCGGCGAGGGGGCCGAUACGUCAGCGACCCCAACGCGAGCUGCCCGCCCGCGUCAACCCAUAUAUGUGGACUUGGUUCCAUAUCGACGGCGCCACGGAGACCACUUAUCAUCUCAUCAUGCAGGGAGUGACCGGGGACGAACUCCGUCGAUUGUCCGGUGCCGCGCGAGUGAUCGUGCUGCUUGCAAUGCGGGGUCACCUGGAGUUCCACAACGUCGACAAUGCUGGCCUAAAAGGGUUGUGCCUUCUGCUAUGUAGGGACAAACCUUUCGACGCGGACAACUACGAGGAUUGGAGGAUGACAUCCAAAUCAUAUGCUACCGACCUCUAUUUGCCCAUGAACACCACCGUAUCAGGGAAAGAGUGGUUUCCGGCUUCUCGCAGGUUUGGCCCCUCGGCCGUAUCCUCUAGAUCUUCCACGAUGAGGGUUCCCAGCGACAAGGAGAAAUAUCGCGAACACAACAACGAUUCCAGCGAGGAUGAGGACGAUGAAGGUCACAUCGAGGACGAGGACGAGGAACUUUGGUCCCAAUGCGAGCCGCUGCCCGAUUGGGUUCUGGAUAGCUCAAUAAAUCUGACCGCACUCGUCCUCGCGGGCAAAGUGGUGGUCUCCUCUCCACCUCCAAAACAUCCCCGAGACGACUCUUCUUCGAUGUCCCCUCGAGCGUCCAGAUCCGAGCACGCAGUCUCUCGUACCCGAGAGAGGGACAAGACAGACCCGCCUCCGCCGUACGACGUUGGUCAUCCGCAGGGGCGCUUCACUCGUCCACCCCCGGCAGCACUGUCCGCCGGGUCCAUCGCGGACGUCGCCGUCGUUAUGCCUACUACGUCGUUUACCGCGGUCGCGAUGUCGGUGUCGUCAACUCUUGGGAGGCAUGUUAUCGUAUGGUGGAGAACCCUCCGGGAAGCGCAAGAGGACUGGAACAGGGCAUUUGGUAGCUUUGUUGAGGGGCCCGACGGCCAACUGUUCCCGGAGGUGGAGUUGGUAUGA